Brassica rapa (field mustard) is the source of this 1142-nucleotide messenger RNA. Its product is annotated as COP9 signalosome complex subunit 7. Gene Ontology annotation, cellular component: COP9 signalosome. Lineage: Eukaryota; Viridiplantae; Streptophyta; Magnoliopsida; Brassicales; Brassicaceae. The record is from RefSeq and is a predicted model, not a curated record.
UAAAGAUGUUUAUGUUAUUAAUUUUAGACACGUAAUCCCCAGAGGAGGUAUCGGACGGAUCUGUGGUGCGGAAGAGAAAACCCUGGAAUGGAUAUGGAGCUGGAGCAGAAGCAGGCGGAGAUCAUUGAUGAGCUGGUUCGCCGAGCUUCUACCUGCAACGGCGAGGCCCUGUUGCCUAUCAUCAUCGAAGCUACUUCGCAUCCUUCUCUUUUCGCCUUUUCCGAGAUUUUGGCUCUACCCAACGUUGCCCAGCUUGAAGGAAGCACACAUUCUGUAUACGUGGAUGUUCUGCGCUUGUUUGCCCAUGGCACCUGGGCUGACUACAAAUGCAAUGCUAGCCGUAUCCCUCACUUGUCUCCUGACCAAAUCCUGAAGCUUAAACAGCUCACUGUGCUUACCCUUGCCGAGUCAAACAAGGUUUUGCCUUAUGAUACGCUCAUGGCCGAGUUGGAUGUCACCAAUGUUCGUCAACUCGAGGACUUUCUUAUCAAUGAUUGUAUGUACGCGGGUAUUGUUAGAGGCAAACUGGAUCAAUUGAAAAGAUGCUUCGAGGUCUGUUUUCUCUCUCCUUCCUUCUCCUAUAUAAUCAUUGUGCUUCUGAGUCAUAUAUUUCUUGGAAAUAUUCAGGUUCCAUUUGCAGCUGGUAGAGAUCUAAGGCCAGGACAACUAGGGAAUAUGUUACACACAUUGUCAAACUGGUUAAACACAUCAGAGAAUCUUCUCGGUUCUAUUCAAGACAAGAUUAAAUGGGCGGACAAUAUGAGUGAGAUAGACAAAAAACAUCGUAAGGAAGCAGAAGAAGGAGUGGAAGAAGUCAAGAAGUCUCUGUCCAUGAAGGGGGACAUUGACAGCAGAGGGCAUAAAGAGAUUUUUGGGGAACCAAGUGGAGUGAUGGACUAUGAAGAAGAUAGAAUCCGACCAAAGAGGAGGCGGCAUCCGGUAACAAGGUAGAGAGAGAGUAAAAAGGGAUUUGUAAUGGUGUUUGAUGGACGUAUCAUUUACUUUUGGUGGCGGUUUUUUAUUGUUGGCAUUUCAUUUCAACUUGUAUAAUGAAGUAUCCUUGUAUCUUUCUCAAGGCAAGAACAAAUUCGGUGGUUAUUCGACUUAAAAAUGAUAUGAAUGGACAAGCAAAAGUUGGUACA